Molecule: messenger RNA, 697 nt
Organism: Aedes albopictus (Asian tiger mosquito)
Lineage: Eukaryota; Metazoa; Arthropoda; Insecta; Diptera; Culicidae
Product: testis-specific gene A8 protein-like
Exons: 2
Coding region: 68-673 (201 amino acids)
Source: RefSeq, a predicted model, not a curated record
UGAUGGUAGUGAUAUCUCGCACCGCUGGUCAUUUCAAGCAGAAGCAAAGAUACGGUCAGAGUGUACGAUGUACCGGUACAAUUCGUAUCAAAACGAUUACCCUCGUCGUGGUAGAGGGGCAGGCGGACGUAGUGGAUUCGGUGGACGAGGAGGAACAACUGAACGAGCAGGUGGACGAGGAGGAGCCAGAGGACGAAGUGGCUUCAGGGGCAGAGGUCGCGGCCGCGGGCAUCAGCGUGAACCCGUUGCCGGUACGGCUCCGUUACUUUUAAUUGGGACCACUGCCUACCGGUGCGUCCCGAUGCCCCGGCCAGAAGCAAUAACUGCCUUCCUGGCUGCAGUGGCCGGUCCGGAGCCAACACUACAGCCUGCGGUAGAGUUAGAAGAGCCAAGAGAUGAGCCUGCUGCGGCUGCUGCAGCUGAGGCUGCUCCUGCUGCGGGUGCUGCUGCUGCGGCUGCUCCUGCUGCUGCUCCUGCUGCUGCUGCGGCUGCUGCUGCUGCGGCUGCUCCUGCUGCUGCUGCGGCUGCUCCUGCUGCUGCUGCGGCUGCUGCUGCUGCGGCUGCUCCUGCUGCUGCUGCGGCUGCUCCUGCUGCUGCUGCGGCUGCUCCUCCUGCUGCGGGUGCUGCUGUAGAAAACCGUAAGGGCCGGAAACGCCGCAACCGGAAGAAUUAGAUUUUUUUUAUAUGCGGGAUUAUA